Pelobates fuscus (common spadefoot toad) is the source of this 3184-nucleotide messenger RNA. It is a transcript of the gene CUL2, whose product is annotated as cullin 2. Lineage: Eukaryota; Metazoa; Chordata; Amphibia; Anura; Pelobatidae. Gene Ontology annotation, cellular component: SCF ubiquitin ligase complex; Cul2-RING ubiquitin ligase complex. Gene Ontology annotation, molecular function: protein-macromolecule adaptor activity; ubiquitin protein ligase binding. Gene Ontology annotation, biological process: protein ubiquitination; SCF-dependent proteasomal ubiquitin-dependent protein catabolic process. Bases 245 to 2545 code for a protein of 766 amino acids. The record is from RefSeq and is a predicted model, not a curated record. The transcript has 22 exons.
CCGCUGUGGGCCGCACACAUUCCUGGUAGCAAGGGCCACCCGGUGGGCGGGGCUGAGAGCCGAGCCACCUCCGCCAGCUAAACGCCGGUACCCGACUCCCCCCUCCGCCGCCGGACUCGGAUGGUGAAUCCCGGGAUCCCAGGUAAUGGCUGCGGAGUGAACGGCAGCCGCGCUCAGGAGUAACAGCGAAUGGUUCCCUCCCCCGUGGGAUCCCCGUGACAGGUUUUAACAUUGAAAUCCCACCAUGUCAUUGAGGCCACGAGUAGUGGAUUUUGAUGAAACAUGGAACAAGCUUUUAACGACAAUCAAAGCCGUGGUCAUGUUGGAUUACGUUGAAAGGGCAACAUGGAAUGAUAGGUUUUCAGACAUUUAUGCUCUAUGUGUCGCAUAUCCAGAACCGCUGGGUGAGCGACUGUACACAGAGACAAAAAUCUUUCUAGAAAAUCAUGUUCAACAGUUGCAUGCGAAAGUCUUAGAGUCGGCAGAGCAGGUGUUGGUAAUGUAUCACAAGUACUGGGAGGAAUACAGCAGAGGGGCCGAUUACAUGGACUGUUUAUACAGGUAUCUCAACACGCAGUUCAUUAAAAAGAAUAAGCUUACAGAGGCUGACCUGCAGUAUGGCUAUGGGGGAGUGGAUAUGAAUGAGCCGCUGAUGGAAAUAGGUGAAUUAGCACUUGAUUUGUGGAGGAAGUUGAUGAUUGAACCUCUUCAGGGGACCCUCCUUAGAAUGCUUCUUAAAGAGAUUAAAAGUGAUCGUUGUGGGGAAGAUCCAAAUCAGAAAGUAAUCCAUGGGGUUAUUAACUCCUUUGUUCAUGUUGAACAGUAUAAGAAAAAAUUUCCCUUAAAGUUUUAUCAAGAAAUUUUUGAGUGGCCUUUUCUGGCUGAAACUGGGGAGUAUUACAAACAAGAAGCUUCAAAUUUAUUACAAGAAUCAAACUGCUCACAGUACAUGGAAAAGAUUUUAGGUAGAUUAAAAGAUGAAGAGAUUCGGUGUCGAAAGUAUUUAAACCCUAAUUCCUAUACUAAAGUGAUUCACGAAUGCCAACAGCGAAUGGUGGCUGACCACCUGCAGUUUCUGCACGCAGAAUGUCACAAUAUCAUCCGACAAGAAAGGAGAAAUGACAUGGCCAAUAUGUACACCCUUCUUCGUUCUGUAUCAAAUGGUUUACAUCAUAUGAUUCAAGAGCUUCAAUAUCAUAUCCACGAUGAAGGCCUUAGAGCAGUUAGUAAUCUUUCUCAGGAAAACAUGCCCACUCAGUUUGUGGAGUCUGUCUUGGAAGUCCAUAGUAAAUUUGUCCAGCUUGUCAACACUGUUUUGAAUGGAGAUCAACAAUGUAUGAGUGCACUAGACAAGGCUCUUACGUGUGUUGUAAACUACAGAGAACCUAAAUCCGUCUGCAAAGCGCCAGAACUGCUGGCCAAGUACUGUGACAACAUGCUGAAAAAAUCAGCCAAGGGAAUGACUGAGAGUGAGGUGGAAGACAAGUUAACAAGUUUUAUUACUGUUUUCAAGUAUAUCGAUGACAAAGAUGUUUUCCAGAAGUUCUACGCUAGAAUGCUGGCAAAGCGAUUAAUUCAUGGUUUAUCCAUGUCAAUGGAUUCGGAAGAAACCAUGAUCAACAAACUAAAGCAAGCCUGCGGGUAUGAGUUCACCAGCAAGCUGCAUCGAAUGUAUACCGACAUGAGCGUCAGUGCCGAUCUCAAUAAUAAGUUUAACAAUUUCAUCAAAACCCAAGAAACCAUGGUAGACCUGGGUAUUAGCUUUCAGAUCUAUGUAUUGCAGGCAGGUGCUUGGCCUCUGACUCAGGCACCGUCUUCUACUUUCGCCAUCCCUCAGGAACUGGAGAAGAGCGUGCAAAUGUUUGAAUUAUUUUACAACCAACACUUCAGUGGCAGAAAGCUGACGUGGCUGCACUAUCUAUGUACAGGUGAGGUGAAAAUGAAUUACCUUUGCAAACCAUAUGUAGCCAUGGUGACCACGUACCAAAUGGCUGUCCUGCUUGCCUUCAAUAAUAGUGAGAGUGUCACUUACAAAGAGCUUCAAGACAGCACACAGAUGAAUGAGAAAGAGUUAACAAAAACAAUAAAAUCUCUCCUCGACGUGAAGAUGAUCAACCACGAUUGUGACAAGGAAGAUGUAGAUGGCGACUCAACAUUUUCACUAAAUAUGAGUUUCAGCAGUAAAAGAACAAAGUUUAAAAUCACUACACCUAUGCAGAAGGAGACACCACAGGGGUCACAACCCACCUGCGCUGACGAAUCUAUGCUUUGGAGAGGAGAAAGGCGCUUCUCUCUGGAGGUGGAGCAGACACGAAGCGCUGUGGACGAAGACCGUAAAAUGUAUCUUCAAGCUGCUAUUGUUCGCAUUAUGAAAGCACGCAAAGUACUGCGGCACAAUGCUUUGAUUCAGGAGGUGAUUAGCCAAUCCAGAGCCAGAUUUAACCCAAGCAUUAGCAUGAUCAAGAAGUGCAUUGAAGUCCUUAUAGAUAAGCAGUACAUCGAACGAAGCCAAACCUCUGCAGAUGAAUACAGUUACGUUGCAUGAUGCUAUCGUCCAGUUGGCAUAUGGCAGAAAGCAUCACCGUUCCUGUUUUGGUGUGCUCUUGUUGAGAGAAGCAGCAUUUUGCCUCCAUAAUCUGUCACCUGGCAACCCCUGUUUUUCUGCUGUUUACAACAUCACCAGUGCCACGUCAUGAGCGUCUGUGAAAAUGCCUAUAAAUAUUUCAGGCUCAUGCCAUCUUGACAUUUCUUACAACUCUAAACUAAAAUGAGCAAAGUAUUUCUGGAAUGUGGAUUUUUUUUUUUUUUUUUUUUUGGCCGGGUAACUUUUUUUUUUUUUUUUUCCUCCUUUCAUCGCGUUUGCAGUUGAUGUUUUUUUUUUUGUUUUUUUUUUUUUUUUUGUCCUUUUGGUUUUUUUUCUUUCUCAUUUUUUAAUGUAUCUUAAAGAACCUAAAGUAAGAACUCAAUAUUGUAAUAUUACAGAUAACCUAUUAAUUGUAUCUACUUUAAGAUGUACAAAAAAAUGACAAACAUGAUAUCGCUGCUUGUCAGAUUAAAAAAAAAAUAAACGUAUUGUGUACUGACAUUAAUAUUUUAUGGGCACAUGCUGUGUGCAGUGAAUAUAAUGUAUAUUCUGCACAAUAUCUCUUAACAUUAAAGGCCGCGCCAUCCUUUGGCUUUUGAA